AUGAGCGGGAUAGGGGCCUGGAUAAACGAUGCCGCCCAUCAUGUACCACCCAGCGUCCAUUUGUACGGUAUCGAUCUCUAUCCCACCCAUUUUCCCGAGAGGCACCCAUCCAAUGUUCACUUCCUCGUGCAGUCCAUCUUCGACAUGCCAGCCGAAUGGUCAAACACAUUCACUCUAGCUAACCAACGCAUGCUCAUUGGAUCAUUUCUCCCGGGCGACUGGAGAAAAUCUGCACGCGAGACAUUCCGCGUGCUCAAGCCGGGCGGGUACGUGCAGAUGCUUGAGCUGGACGCACGCAUCCACCAGGUGCUUGCCCUGGGACCGCGCUCGAGACGACUGGAGGGAGUUAUCAAUGCAAUAUGGCGAGAGCGAGGGAUGUUGACGGAUCCCGCUGGUGUUCUCCCAGAUAUUCUGAAGGAGUGCGGAUUUGUGGACGUGACAGUCGAGACGCGUACCGCGCCAGUAAACAGGAAAAGCGGUGCGAUGGGUGCAUUGCAUCUAUAUAGUAUUAGUCAGGCGUACAGGGCGAUGGGGGAGGCCAUCAUACGUGCUGGAGGGUACGGGGUUGUUAGCAGUGUGCGGGAGUUUACGGAUCUUGUCGUUGCAGCUCGGGAGGAGUGGGCCGAAAACGAAGCUGCCUCUGCAACAUUUGUGAUGAUUUAUGCGAGGAAGCCUCAGUGA
This is a messenger RNA of Coniophora puteana RWD-64-598 SS2, 681 nucleotides long. Its product is annotated as S-adenosyl-L-methionine-dependent methyltransferase. The transcript has 2 exons. The record is from RefSeq and is a predicted model, not a curated record. Lineage: Eukaryota; Fungi; Basidiomycota; Agaricomycetes; Boletales; Coniophoraceae. The coding region runs from base 1 to 681 and encodes 226 amino acids.